This is a messenger RNA of Nicrophorus vespilloides, 3457 nucleotides long. RefSeq lists its product as uncharacterized. NCBI's taxonomy places the organism in Eukaryota, Metazoa, Arthropoda, Insecta, Coleoptera, Silphidae. The record is from RefSeq and is a predicted model, not a curated record. The transcript is spliced from 10 exons. The coding region runs from base 46 to 1854 and encodes 602 amino acids.
CGGAAGUGGUGCGAUGUAACAACCGCAGCGAUAAUUUUCCCAGCAAUGGACGUCCGAUGGUCCCCCUUUCGUUCCUUCACGCCGCAGCUGAUGGCAGUUUUGGUCGUCGUCUUUGCUGCUCUCGUACCAAGAACGGACACCUUCAAGCAGCAAGGUGGAUGUUUUUUUCCCGAACGAUGGGAGGGCACGUGGUUCCAGUCGGGCGUGCGGCAACCGAUCGUCAUCGAAGGGCCCAGACUGAGCAGCAAGGGCCGUUGUUUGGGCUCGGAGGGCGAUAAGUUCCUCGUCGUUGAUGACAAAAGGGUGUGCUAUCGUUGCGUUGUGAUUCAUGAAAAGCACGCGAAUGUCCUCCAGUACAAAGAAACCUUUUGUCAGGGAAGGGAGGCUCUUCCGACCCUCUGCACCCUCAUCACCGGCGACGCUCUGCUCUACUCUAUGUUCAGGGAGAACGGACCCUCCGUUCCGUGUCCCUUCAGAGGAUCCUUCACGUUCGGCUACAACAGAGGCCACGGGGUGUGCGAAUCCCCUGUGUCCAGCAUAGAUGUCUGCACGGAAGACAGCCGACUCCUCCUCAGCUACCAAGCGUGUCCAGACGUUCACUCUUCAGAAAGCGCAGUGGAGGAGCUGCAAUGUUUGGCGACGUGGAAAGAGGGCAGCUCUCGUUAUCUGGUGGGAAGGGUGCAUCACAACCAUGCGACUUCGAACGAGGAUCGCUUUAGGUGCUUCGUGUACGAGAAGGCCUCGCCUGCAUCAGAGGCUUUGGACGGUGUGGAUUAUAGGGUGGCACAAAGCGGAGACGCCACAUGUAAUGGACUCUUCAGUGCCACCGAUGGCAGCAGGACUAUGACUCUCAAAAAAGCGCCUACGUUGAACAAGUGUCGAUUUCCCGCUUGGAUAGCGAACCACAAUUACUGGCACACCCUGAACUACUCGGCGACAUACAGCUUCCAUCAUCGGAACUCGACGCUGCGUGUGACGAACUCUUCGGGGUUGGAGAUGAAAAUUGUCUGCACCCAAGUUAGGCACACGUCGAGGGACGAAAGUUCGGUCAUGCUUCUGACACAUUUCACAACGGGCUGCCAAAGUGGAUUCGCUUGUAUGGCCUUCCAUCGCCGGGACGCCGACGUCAUGGAAGUACAAACGGGCGCGCACACGAAAAGGCAGGAAGACGCCUGCCAACCCACCUACUUCAACAGGACUCUGCUGCCCUACGUUACCCUAGUUACGAAUAGUCCAGAACCUCGGAAAUGUCCUUACAUGGGUAAAUUCUCGGUGAGCAGGAUGCUGAGGAACGAAAGGCCGGUGCGUUCUUUAAGAGACUUCCGGCAGUACAAGUUCAUCCACAGCAGACAAGGCGAGAGGAGCUCCUCCGCCUUGGAGAUGUUCCAUGGAGGUGGUGUCAAAACGAGGAUCAAGCGCGUGGAGCGCCAGGACUCCUCUGACUGUGAUAAUGCCGGAUUCUCGAAUCUGAUAAUUGGCUGCAACUCAGCGGACACCAUGGAGUUCCGCACCGAUUGCGCCACCACGGACAUCAUCUCGACUUAUUCGUGCCACGGAAGGUGGGAAGAGAACGGCACCAACUACCUGAUAACCACCCCACUGAGCAGAUCCUCGCACGGUGCGAGGACUUACUGCUUCAUCUACAAGGAGUUCCCACCGGACGUAGUGGCCUUCUCGACAUCCAUCGAGAACUGCGACAGGAACGUCUUGCCGGGAAUCACGGGUGAACUCGUCUUCAACGUAACUAGCAUCGGGAAAUGCCUCGAGGCCAGCAACGUGGGAAUCGCGAAGAACUCCACAGGGAUUUUAAUCGCGCUCGCACUCCUGAUCAUCCGGCAACUCUCCACGAGAUGAUUCUGCUCCACCGGCGAAACUCGUACAUAAAGCAUGAAGACUGUAUUCUAUUCAAAACAAAACAAAACAUAAAAAAAAGAGAAAUAUACAAUACGGCCGCCAAGAGGAAAAGUUUGUGGGAAGAUAAAUCCGGCGGCGGUCGGAAUUUUUUUGUAGGGUUGUGCGAAACGUUUCAAUUUGUUCCGUUCCUUUGUUAAGGACGAGUUGUUGGACGCGUAGGUUCUUGGGUUUCUUCACUUAUCCCAUCCACUUUGUACAUUCUAAGCUAAUAACUUUCUAAUUACUACGAGAAGUAUAUUUAUAAAAACUGUGAUUAAUCCCCCCCUUCGGAGUUAAGGAAAACUUUUAAUAAUUCACUUUCUCUUUAGAUUUUUAACAAAAAAAAAAUAUAUAUAUAUACAUAUAUCUAACCCCCUUGUGAGAAAGCUAAGCUCGGAUUCGCGCGCGGUAUCCGCGCCAAAGUUUUAACCCUUCAUUCGUCGUAUCAAGCAAUAAGUUCUGUAGUUUUGCUCAAGGUGUGGUACUUAAGACUCAGGAAGGUCAAGACGCCGCGCGCAAAUUAAUUAGCAAAACCCCUCAACAAAACCGUUUCGUUUUCGCUUAUCCUCCUCAGCAAGUGAAGAAAAACAUGCUUGAUUUUCGUACGUUCUUCAUAAAGUUAUAACAUAUCAGCUGUGUUGGUUCCUUUCGAUGAUUUCGGUAAUCCCCCCUUAGGUUCCAAUAUAUUAAAAAAGAAAACUAAUUAAAAAUCAUAUAUACAUUAAAAAAAAAACAACAACAACAAAACUGUGAUUGCGUCAGUUCUCUCAUUUCGGUGUCGACGAUGUAAUAAAAAUCACCCCGAUGAAAUUGGGGAAAAUGCUUGCAAUAAGUGAAAUGAAUGAUAAUACGUAUUUUUACACACAGCUUUCACGUUUACAUACUCGAACACAUAUUAUAUACAAUAACAAAUGAUACACUCACAAAGAAAGUUAUAUAAGAGAGAUCGAGUUCUCCAUUCGUCAUCGGUUCAAGACAAAAACAGAGAGAAAGAGCGAAAUAAUAAUAUUAAUAAUAAUCAUAUUGAAUAGGAGACAAGAAGGAAUGCAGCAAAAUACGAGUAAAGGAAAAAAAAAGAACGUAAGGUGAUAUUUUUAGUAAUCCAAAGCAAUAUUAAAUAAAGAUUGAAGAGAAAUAAUAAAUUAUGUUGAGAUGAGAAUAUAUUUAUACGCACUCGUUUUCCUCGAAUGUUUUGAGUUUCGACGGCUUUGUUACAUUGCGUUUUUCCGUUCCAGAAGCAAUAAGAGAUCAAGGAAAAACUGACAAAGGAAAUAUUGAAGAUUAAGUAAAAAAAAAUGAUAAUUUUUAGGAUUUUAGAUAGAUUUUUGUAAAUGAAAAAUGUUUGUAAAUACGACGACGAAGACGACGGGAUUUCCGUAAUGCAAAGAUUAUUAUGGAUGGAGAGAUUUGCUAGGCAAAUUAUUAAUUAUUAUGAGAUAUAAUGUGCGAAUUGCAAUCAUUGUCAUUGUAAAUUCUGUAAUUUAUUGACGAUUUAGCGGUGUAGUUCUUAAGAUAACCUCCCCCCCACACACACACGUAGAACGUAAGGGACAUGAAAAAAAAA